AUUAGAGUGGGCGGGUGCUGUGUGGGAGUGCUGUGGAAGACAGUUAGUGUGUGAGCGUGUGGAUUCUGCAAACGCCGGUUUGGGUCUGUCACUCUGCGUUUCAGAUUCUUAAAGCUGGAGUUUUCCCCCAGGAUUGGCGUUAUGUCAUUCCAGCAAGAAACAGCUUUCUUCUCGGCAGCUGCCCCGCUGUACUGGCUAGGAGCUUUGACCGCGGCCUGGCUCUCCCUGCGCGCCGGCAGCCUGCUUGCUACCGGGUUUCGUGUGUGGGUGUUGGGGAACGGUCAGCAGGUGGGACCACAGCUCGGCAAGUGGGCAGUUGUCACCGGAGCUACAGAUGGAAUUGGAAAAGCCUAUGCCGAGGAGCUGGCUCGCAGAGGAAUGUGUGUCGCUCUCAUCAGCAGGACCCAGGAGAAACUGGACCAAGUUUCCAAUGAGAUCAGGGAGAAGUUCCAAGUUGACACCAAGACUAUCGCCGUGGAUUUUGGACAGGGGGUUGGGAUCUACCAGACGAUCGAGAAGGGACUGGCAGGGCUGGAGAUCGGAGUACUGGUUAACAACGUGGGGAUCUCCUACAGCUAUCCAGAGUACUUCCUUGAUGUCCCUGACCUUGAUAACAUGAUCAGCAACAUGAUUAGUAUCAACGUCACGUCAGUCUGUCAGAUGACGCGGUUGGUGCUGCCAGGGAUGGUGGAGAGGUCCAAGGGGGCCAUUCUGAAUAUCUCCUCUGCAAGUGGCAUGUACCCAGUCCCCCUUCUCUCACUGUACUCCUCCACAAAGGCAUUUGUUGAUUUUUUCUCUCGAGCAGUGCAUGCAGAGUACAAGAGCCGGGGGAUCAUUGUGCAGAGCGUCCUGCCCUUCUUCGUGGCCACCAAGCUGAGCAAGAUCCGGCAGCCGACCCUGGACAAGCCCAGCCCUGCAGCCUAUGUGAAGGCAGCUCUGAGCACCGUGGGGCUGCAGAUCCAAACCAACGGCUACCUGCUUCAUGCACUGAUGGGCUGGGUGACCACAAGCCUGAUGCCAUUGCAGAUGGUGAUGAACUACUCCAUGAAGAUGAACAAAGGGCUGCGUGCUCGCUACCUGAAGAAGCAGAAGGCUCAGUAAAGAGGACGAGGAGCGUGCGAAGGAAGACUUCAAACCGUGGGCCAAACUAUUAUAGGAAAUACAUUUUAUGUUUUGCAAUAAUACACAACUUUUAAAUUCUUGCUUUGAGGAAUCUUAACCAUGGAGGAAGCUAAACUGCUAAAAUAUUCCCAAGUGACCUCUGGGUUUGUCUCCUGUGUUUGUUUUACUGUGUGUUUGUCAGUUUCUAGUCUGUGUUGAGUGGACAAAUCGGUCCGCAGAAUGGUGAGCCUUACGAUUAUAUGGAAUGUGAAAUUGUACAAAUUUGAAUAGGUUUGCAUAGUGAUACAGUAGCUGUGUGUGUGUGGGUGUGUGGGUGGGUGUGUGGGUGACAAACACUACAUAAUUCAUACAGACUACAGCGUUUCUGCUGUAUUCUUGUCUGUAGCUGUGUGUGUUUUUUUCUGGGUCUCUGAAUAUUGAAUAAGGUGCCGCUAUAGCAUUUUAUUGUACGCUAUCAUUACAUUGUAUUCACUGAAACCUUUUAAACCAUAUGCAAAAAAAAACUGUCAACGCGUACCACAACGCUAUAAAGGAUUUAUCUAUGCAGUCAUAAAAUAUCCAACCUGCUACUGUUGUACACACUUUUCAAAAUGAUGCAAACACAAACUACCACCAAUCUCCAAUUUAUUACAUGAAACACUAUAUCUGUAGUACGAAUUUAGACAGAAAUCCUGACGGAAUCAAUAUCUGUAUUGUAUGGUAAGUCUGUCUUUCAUUGCUGUUGCUGUUACUGAAUAUCAAUCUUGCUUUUCUUGAUAUAUUAACUAUACAGUAAGUGCAGCCCAAGUCAGGAGCCUGUUUGUGGAUUGAAAUGAUGGGAAUACGUGUGAUAACAAACUAACAAUAACAAGAUAACCAACAUUUAUCACCAUUGAGUCCAAGUCUGACCCUGUUUGUCACUACUCUACAUGUUUUGGAUUUAGUGCUUCUGACUUCGUCUUGACCAUUUUUACAGGAAAUCUUUAGACUUCUCUUGGAGUGCGUGUGUGUGUGUAUAUAUAAAGAGUAAAGAUGCAUCAUCUCUUUCUGAUGACCAGGGACAAACAUAUAGUACAAAUUAUUUAAUACAGUAGUGCUUCAAAUCCAUAUCACUUUAGAUGAGUCUUAUCCACUUUCCAGAAAUGUCCUGGUAUGAGAUCACAAUACUGAUUUAAAUGGAACUUGCAGAAGAAAACCAACUGCAAUUAACAAAACCCAGUGGCCAUUGAUGCUCCAGGCAGCCACACAGGAGAGACUACGGACACCAAAAUGCAGUCGGGUUUAGAGAUGAGGGUAAACAGGUGCUCUGGCCCAUAAUCAGAGGUACAAUAUCUAACAUUCAUUUUACAAAACUAGAACCAAACAACCAUGUUAUGUAGUUCACAUUCUCUUAAGCACUCAGGAUGUUUUGUUUUUCUGUAAAAUGAACAUGUUUUUUCUCCUUUCAAAAAAUAGGAGUUAAAGAAUGGAAGAACCUGCAUCCACCCUGGCUUACACAUUGAAAUCUGGCAAACAAAAUGUAGUUAAGAAAGCUGCUAUAUUGUGGGCAGGGAAGCUUGGAUGCUGGUACACUGCAUAGUGAGCAAACUUAUCAAGCAGACAAGCGCUUUGGCUAAUGCAUUCCUUACUGUAGUGUUUGACUUGCUUUUAGUUUUAGUUAUUUUAAUGGAUGAUUUCUAGAAACGGGCGGCACGGUGGCGUAGUGGUUAGCGCUGCUGCCUCACAGCACCAGGGUCCUAGGUUUGAAUCUGGCCUAGGGUACUGUCUGUGUGGAGUUUGCAUGUUUUCCCUGUGUUCUUGUGGGUUUUCUCCGGGUACUCCGGUUUCCUCCCACAGUCCAAAGACAUGCUGUCCAGGUUGAUUGGUCACUCUAAAUUGCCCUGUGUGUGUGUGGUGCCCUGCAAUGGACUGGCAUCCUGUCCAGGGUGUAGUCUCGCCUUGCGCCCUGUGUAUCCCGGGUUAGGCUCUGGCUCGCCGCGACCCUGUAAAGGAGUAAGCGGUUAAUGAUAAUGGAUGGAUGGAUUUCUAGAAACAGAUUAUGCAUCUUUACUGAAACAUGCUCAGUUUAUAGCAGUGAAAUAAACACAAAACCGAUGCAAUGGUGCUGAUGUACAGCUUCCCGAUGGGAAAGUCACUGGGUGUAAAGGGUGACGUGUGUGGUGUUGGUUCCGAACUUUAACUGUGUUUGUCUGUAGUGGAAUGCUGGAUGUUUAGCUUGGAGGCUGCCUGUGAGUUAUCGCUUCGUGAAUGUAGACUUUCUUGUAUGGAUUUAGGUUUCCUAACAAUAAAACAUAAUCUGAAAA
Acipenser ruthenus (sterlet) is the source of this 3404-nucleotide messenger RNA. RefSeq names its product very-long-chain 3-oxoacyl-CoA reductase-B-like. Gene Ontology annotation, cellular component: endoplasmic reticulum. Gene Ontology annotation, molecular function: oxidoreductase activity. Lineage: Eukaryota; Metazoa; Chordata; Actinopteri; Acipenseriformes; Acipenseridae. The transcript is spliced from 11 exons. The record is from RefSeq and is a predicted model, not a curated record. Bases 142 to 1101 code for a protein of 319 amino acids.